Messenger RNA from Corticium candelabrum, 672 nucleotides. RefSeq lists its product as uncharacterized. The record is from RefSeq and is a predicted model, not a curated record. The coding region runs from base 131 to 535 and encodes 134 amino acids. NCBI's taxonomy places the organism in Eukaryota, Metazoa, Porifera, Homoscleromorpha, Homosclerophorida, Plakinidae. The transcript has 2 exons.
UAUUGGAGGUGGUGGCGGCGGGGGAGCACAUUCAUCUGCUGGUGAGCGUCCACGCACUCACACUCACGGAGGUGUAGUAGCUGCUUACGGAGGAAAAGUGUAUCGCACGUCUUCACUGACAGAAGUUUUCAUGGGAAGUGGCGGUGGAGGCGGAGCCAGAGAUCAAGACUGUUGCGCUUUACCGGGAGGUGGAGGAAACGGUGGUGGUAUUGUAGAGAUAUUUACUCCUGCAUUCAUUGGAUCGGGAGGAAGGAUUAGUUCGUGUGGAGCUAAAGGGCAAGAUGCCGGCCACAACAUUGAAGUCAAGGGUGGAGCGCAAGGCGGUGGGGGCGGAGGAGCCGGUGGAUCAAUUCUGUUAGUUACCAAUUUUGCUGGUGUUCCUACUAAUGGAUCUGUAAGUAUAGACGUAAGAGGAGGAGUUGGAGGAAAAGAAUCAGAUCCAAGUUAUUACGCACCUGGCGGGAAAGGAUCAUCUGGACGAUUCACGUGGCACAAACUGCAGAUGUCUGAAAGCGGACCACUGUCUGUACACUAAAAUAUUUUAUCCAUUGCACUAGACUGCAUGGACAGGCACAGCAAAACUUGCGUUUCAGUGCCGUGUGGUGAUGACGAUUAAUAAGUAAAUAGUUGCUUAGUUCGAAAAGUGAAAAUGUCUGUUAAUUGAAUAAAUUC